Molecule: messenger RNA, 1524 nt
Organism: Cicer arietinum (chickpea)
Lineage: Eukaryota; Viridiplantae; Streptophyta; Magnoliopsida; Fabales; Fabaceae
Product: probable mannitol dehydrogenase
Molecular function (GO): zinc ion binding; oxidoreductase activity, acting on the CH-OH group of donors, NAD or NADP as acceptor
Source: RefSeq, a predicted model, not a curated record
AGAUAAGUUAUGAAAGGAGAAAAGAAGAACGUAACUAAAUGAGUCAACGAUGUCACACCGAAUUAAAGAUAUCAAGAACGUAAUCAUAUACGUCAAUGUAUGCCCCCACCUUUAAGUAUUUAUAAGUAGCUCUUCACUCUAAAUAGCUCACCGAUCAUACUCAUUUCUAUAACGUAUAUCCAUUCUGUACCAAGCAACAAAUUAAAGUUGAACAACAAUUGAAAAUAGAAAUGGCAAGACAACCUGAAUUUGAGCAUUCUAAGAAAGCCUUUGGUUGGGCAGCUAGAGACACUUCUGGUGUUCUCUCCCCUUUUAAUUUCUCUAGAAGGAAAACAGGCGAAAAAGAUGUAACCUUCAAAGUAUUGUACUGUGGUAUAUGUCAUUCAGACCUUCAUAAGGCAAAGAAUGAUUGGGGUACUACCCACUAUCCUCUAGUUCCCGGGCAUGAAGUUGUUGGCAUAGUUACGGAGGUGGGAAGCAAAGUGAGAAAAUUCAAAAUUGGGGACAGAGUGGGCGUGGGAUGUUUGGUUGAUUCUUGUCAAUCAUGCGAAAAUUGUGCUAAUAAUCUCGAGAAUUAUUGUCCCCAAUUCACACUCACUGAUGGUUCCAAAAAUAGUGAUGGAACCACUACAUAUGGUGGUUACUCUGAUUCAAUGGUUUCAGACGAACAUUUUGUAUUCAACAUUCCAGAUGUGUUACCUCUUGAUGUUGCAGCGCCUCUACUUUGUGCUGGCAUAACUGUUUAUAGUCCUCUUAGAUAUUUUGGACUCGACAAACCUGGUCUUCAUAUAGGUGUUGCUGGUCUUGGUGGUCUUGGUCAUAUGGCUGUCAAAUUUGCUAAAGCUUUUGGUGCUUAUGUCACUGUAAUUAGUACUUCACCUUACAAACAAAAUGAAGCAAUACAACACUUGGGAGCUGAUUCAUUUCUAAUAAGUCGUGAUCAAGAUCAGACGAAGGUUGCAAUGGGUAGUUUAGAUGGUAUAAUCGACACAAUUUCAGCAGAUCAUCCUCUGUUACCUCUGAUUGGUUUACUGAAGUCUCAUGGAAAGCUUGUAAUGGUUGGUGCACCAGAAAAGCCACUAGAGCUUCAUGUUUUUCCUUUACUUGCAGGGAGAAAGAUAGUAGCUGGAAGUUUAAUUGGAGGGAUAAAGGAGACUCAAGAAAUGAUUGAUUUUGCAGCACAAAAUAAUGUUAAGCCUGACAUUGAAGUCAUUCCUAUUGAUUAUGUCAAUACAGCAAUGGACCGUCUUGCUAAAGCUGAUGUCAAAUAUCGUUUCGUCAUUGAUAUUGGAAACACUCUGAAACCGACUUCUUGAUUUUUGCUGAGGAUAUUCAAAUAUUUCAAAGAAUGAUUUAGUGGUCAAAGAUAUUUAAUAAAAUGUAGGGAUUAAAGAAAGAAUAAAGUCAAAAGUAGAUAUUUUAUAGAGAAUAUAUAUAACCAAAGUUAAAAAUAAUGUAUAACAUUCACAUUUUAAUGUAUCACUUGCCAAGGACAUUUUAUAAUUGCAUGUUUAUUGUUUUUCA